GGAUGGCUUAAAUACCAGGUCCUCCUGUCCCCUGGUGACUGCAGACGCCUGAGCCGGCACUCACAGCACAGAGCAUGGCCAGCCUGCAGGCCCCCCUCCUGGUGGCCCUCAUCCUCCUCUCUGUGGCUCUUCAGGCAACGGAUGCAGGUCCCUAUGGCGCCAACGUGGAAGACAGCAUCUGCUGCCGGGACUACAUCCGCCUCCCGCUGCCCCAGCGUCUAGUGAAGAGUUUCUACUGGACCUCAGACUCCUGCCGCAGGCCCGGUGUCGUCUUGCAAACCAUCAGGGACCGGGAGAUCUGUGCCAACCCCAAACUGCCCUGGGUGAAAAGGAUUAUUCAGAAGUUACAAGAGUGAGAAGGUCCCGGAUGACCACGGCCUUGGCUUUCCGAAGGCUCGGCGAGCCCUCCCUCUCCGCCAUCAUGGCAGCUGCCAAACAGAAGCCUGUGCCAGCGACUCCGCAUUCCCCGAGCUCCGUCCCGACAGCUGUCCCCUCAGCCAGGCCUCCUGGCCACCUCUCCUCCCCUGGGGCAGUCUCUGCCCUGGCUCCUCCUGGCUUCCGAGCUCCUGGACCUGCUCCCAGCCUCCAGGUCUGCUGGUCCCCUCCGGCCUUGUCCCCUCCCCUCCUGCACACUGAGCUGCAGCCUCCCGCCUCCCGUCCCAGCCCGUCAUUUGUACCCCUGGGCAAGUCCCUCUGAGGCCUUGCUUGCCUCGGCAGGCCACGAUGGGGUUUCAUUCUGUGACUUUCCUGGUCCCCAACAGACUCAACCUCAGUCUGCUCGGGAUCUGGGGCUGCCUGCUGUCCGGCCCUCCUGGUUAGGCCACGGUCCCCAUCUGUGUUACUCUGUCUGCUGGUCUCCAGGCCCUGGGCCUGAAUCCAAGAGUAGCAAGGGGCCCUGGGCUGAAUCAACAAUAAUGUCCCCCCAUCUUUCACCAAAAGGAUGUAAUCCUUCAACACAGACUCAGGUCACUAGAAAGGGGACAGCUGUGUCAAUUGUGAAUUCCCAAAUUUGCCCAAAUUCAUCCCCCCCGUGCCAAAUUUUUGCUAUCUACUGGGUCUUUUUUUUUUUAAAAAAAAAGUCUUAGUUUUGAUUUUAAUUUCUUUUUUCUCUUUUUGGCUCUGGGGAUUGAACUAGGCAAGCGCUCUGCCGCUGAGGUGCCUGCCCGGUGCGGCUUGGGCUUCUUGCUCUUUUUCUUCCCUCAGACUUGGUGGCCCUCUGACAUCCAGCACUCAGGCCCGAGCUCCACCCCACGCCACCUCCCGCCUCCUUCCCUAAAUAGCUGAUAACCUCAACGACUGCCUGACUUGGUAUUAUAAGCUCCAGUUAUUUAUAUGUGAAAAGAAUGUAACUACUUAAGAGGAAAUGAAAGAAUAGGGGGAUUUCAGGAAUUGGGUGGGAGGGGACAAGGUCCUGGCCUGCGAGGCGGCUGGCAUGGUGGGGCAGCUGUGGGGGGGUUUACAGUGACGUGAAGGAGUCCGUCUGCAGGUGGUUGGGGUCAGGCUAAGAACUGGGACUCGGGACUUACCUGUGCCUCCCUGGGGACAGCAGUGUCACAGGUGGUGGGAGUCCUUUCUGAGGAACUCAGUGGGUGAUUGGAACUGUGUGACCCCUGAGGAGAUGGGUGCCCCACUCUAGGCCUCACCUGAGGAGGGAGGAGGAGAAGAGCCGCCUCAGGGGGCUGUGAAGGGCUCAGGGUCAGUGUGUAGGGAGGGACGGAUUGCCAGCUGCGUUGCUGCGUCUCUCGGGGCCUCUGUCCUUCCGGGAGCCCCCGUUAUCCGCCUGCCACAGGCCCUGCUCACCUGCCUGCUGCCUGUGAGCAGAGCCCUCACCUGCCCUGGGGUCUCCUUCCUUGCUGCCCACCCCCUCUGCUGCUCAGACUUUCUGGAAAAUAAAUCCUCUUAAAUAGUG
Messenger RNA from Marmota monax (woodchuck), 1909 nucleotides. RefSeq names its product C-C motif chemokine ligand 22 (gene Ccl22). The transcript is spliced from 3 exons. Gene Ontology annotation, molecular function: chemokine activity; CCR chemokine receptor binding. Lineage: Eukaryota; Metazoa; Chordata; Mammalia; Rodentia; Sciuridae. Gene Ontology annotation, biological process: positive regulation of GTPase activity; monocyte chemotaxis; lymphocyte chemotaxis. Gene Ontology annotation, cellular component: extracellular region. The record is from RefSeq and is a predicted model, not a curated record. Bases 75 to 356 code for a protein of 93 amino acids.